Molecule: messenger RNA, 919 nt
Organism: Daphnia carinata
Lineage: Eukaryota; Metazoa; Arthropoda; Branchiopoda; Diplostraca; Daphniidae
Gene: Hou
Product: glucose-induced degradation protein 8 homolog
Exons: 4
Coding region: 101-793 (230 amino acids)
Biological process (GO): proteasome-mediated ubiquitin-dependent protein catabolic process
Cellular component (GO): nucleus; cytoplasm
Molecular function (GO): protein binding
Source: RefSeq, a predicted model, not a curated record
CGCCACCGCUUUUCAUUAUUUACAUCCCGGUGUCGAUUGCUCAGGAGUAAAAGCCUCUGCUACGAUCGAACGACAAAGUGAAUACUGAUUUAGAAGAAAAAUGACUGCAUUUACAGAUAAAACUUCUGAGAUUGGAAAGCAGGAAUGGUUAGAAAAACUGGAAAACGUUCAUCUGCCACGUAUGAACAUGAAUCGUCUGGUGAUGAAUUAUUUAGUAACUGAGGGUUUCAAAGAAGCAGCUGAAAAAUUUGCUCUGGAAGCUGGUUUCAAAGCUCCAGCAGAAUUGGAGAGACUGGAUGAAAGAAUCAAAAUUCGUGACGCCAUUCAGGCUGGAAAGAUUCAAGAAGCAACAGCCUUGGUAAACCAGCUGCACCCAGAUCUACUUGAUUCCGAUAGAUACCUCUUUUUCCACCUCCAACAACAACACCUCAUAGAACUCAUAAGACAAAAGAAUAUAGAAGAGGCACUGAGAUUUGCACAGGAACACUUGGCUGAACGGGGAGAACAGAAUCCAGCCAUUCUAGGAGAAUUAGAACGAACCUUGGCACUUUUGGCAUUUGAUGACCCGGAAAAAUCCCCAUUCGGUGAUUUGCUCCACCCUUCACAUCGCCAGAGAGUUGCAAGUGAGCUGAAUGCGGCUAUCCUCAAAGCGGAGCAUCGUGAAUCAACUACACCUCAACUUGUUUCCUUGAUGAAAUUGGUUAUGUGGGCUCAAGACCAGCUUGAUCAGAGAAAAGUUAAAUAUCCGCGACUAACGGACUUGGCACGCGCCACACUGGAUGACCCGAAGUAAUUGAAAAUUGUUACAGCGUCAGCCACCUCGUCCCAGUUGUUGUUUGUUCUCUCCCAUCGACAAAGUAUCUUCACAAAUCUCUCUUUAAUCAAAUGAUGCAUCGGAAUACAGAAACGUUAAAACAUA